Messenger RNA from Eruca vesicaria subsp. sativa (arugula), 342 nucleotides. Lineage: Eukaryota; Viridiplantae; Streptophyta; Magnoliopsida; Brassicales; Brassicaceae. The record is from the annotation of a GenBank genome assembly.
AUGGAAGGAGGAGGGAACAUUGUGGACUACCAUGGUGAAACAAUGCUGGCGAAAAGACAUUUACUCCGAGACAUGUCCCCUUGUAUCGAGGUGUUUGUUUCUCAUCAGCUACUUCAAAGUGGCUUAAGCCUGGAGGCAGUAUCUGUAUCUCAAACUCUGCAUUUUCGAUCACCAGUUUACAUAGGAGAUGAUAUUCUCCGUUUGGUACAAGCCACAGCUUUUAGAGAAACCAAGAAUAAAUACAUUGUCAAAUUCUCAACCAAAUGCAUUAAGAAUCAUAAUGAACUUGUUGUUCUUGAUGGUGAAGCUACUGCUAUCUUACCAAACCUCGAGAUGCUAUAG